UAGUCGCUCGUUGCCUGAAACGACCUGUGUUCGAUUUGAUCAAGCACCGUGUGACUCGCAUGGACCACAAUCUCUUUGACGUGAUCUGGCCCGCCCUGAAGCGGUACGGUAACGUGACGGGAAACGGCAGCAAGGUGAACACCGCCCGCUCAUACAUCAGCAACUCCGUGGACGAUGAUUACAACUACGGCGUGGUCGCACCGGACUUCGAGAGCUACGUCGUCUUCAUGGAAUUCUUCGAUCCCCUGAUCAGAGAAUUGCACUGCGUCAGCACGAGCGGCGACCUACCGGACCAUCCGCCGCCGCGUUUCUUUAACAUGAGCAACGAAGAAGCCGAGGUAGAAGGCCCGCCGGACACAGCGGUCAUCACCGCGCUCGAGCAAUAUGAUUUGGACCCAACCGGCAAGUUUAUCCAGGCGGGCGUUCUCGAAUGCACCCGCAACCUGGCCAAUUAUAGCCUCCCGUUGACCCUGACGGUGAAUCAACUGGAAGAAGUCGAGAGAGAGAUCACGAAUCAGCUGAUGAGCCCGGAAAUAAGUGAACUAAUGGCGCAGGGCAGCAGUGAGGAUGAGGCUGGUACAUACUUCACCCUCAAUGAGAUCCUCGAUCAACCCAGCCGGAUACGAGCGCAGCUGGCGGCAUCCGGUCUACUGUUGCCGAUCACGGAAUGUGAGUCAAACGAUGACCGUCGUCUCCACGGCAAGCAUUGGCCAUAUGGACGCGGCGUCUAUGUCACCACCGCCGGGGACCUCGCCGCCUGGGUAAACUUCCAGGAUCAUCUAAGAAUCGUCUGCCGUACCAACGAAAACCGACCAGGCCUGGUGGGUCGCGCCUACGUCCGAUUGGCAAAACUGAUGAGGAUGUUCGACCAGAAGCUGAACUUCAAGCGAGACCAAAAAUUUGGCUUUUUGACUUCCCGGCCGCAUGCCCUCGGCAACACCCUCAGGUUUUAUCUGAUCGUGCGGUUGCCUGAGCUGUCGAAGACACCUGAUAAUUUGCGACACCUGUGCGUGGUGCGUGGUCUCAGCGUGCGUGAUACCGCGAAGAGCGACAUGGUGAGGAUCGGCAAUCAGCAGUCGCUAGCGAUCGCCGAGCUGCAAACCCUCCAAGACUUCACCCGAGCGGUGCACAACAUCAUCACGCUGGAAAAGGAACUAGCGAUGAAUAACUCGAUGAAGAUCGCCAACAUGAUCACCGGCAUAUUCCGCAAGCGGGUGAACGCGUCGCGGGGACAAUCUCGCGGCCUCAAGACGUAGACGAAUUGUGACCGCGAGAUACAAUAUAACUAGAGCUCUUGAAGACGAUCUGCAAUCGUUAAUCUCCUCUUAGCGUCUGGAAAAUAAACGGGGAAAUUCUUCGAAAUAAACCAA
Messenger RNA from Ooceraea biroi (clonal raider ant), 1370 nucleotides. RefSeq names its product arginine kinase. Gene Ontology annotation, biological process: phosphocreatine biosynthetic process. Gene Ontology annotation, molecular function: creatine kinase activity. NCBI's taxonomy places the organism in Eukaryota, Metazoa, Arthropoda, Insecta, Hymenoptera, Formicidae. The record is from RefSeq and is a predicted model, not a curated record.